Molecule: messenger RNA, 3622 nt
Organism: Cavia porcellus (domestic guinea pig)
Lineage: Eukaryota; Metazoa; Chordata; Mammalia; Rodentia; Caviidae
Gene: Tmc5
Product: transmembrane channel like 5
Exons: 21
Coding region: 252-3203 (983 amino acids)
Cellular component (GO): plasma membrane
Molecular function (GO): mechanosensitive monoatomic ion channel activity
Source: RefSeq, a predicted model, not a curated record
GAGACCCAAGGCCAGUGCUGGCCACAUCCCUCUGCGACAGCUGGCUGCAGCCACACCUCCGAAUAAGCCUCCCCUUGGUGUUCCAGUCCCAUUUCUCACCGCAUUGCAAAGCUGGACUGAGCUGCUGGAGCAGCACACAGCGCAGGCAGCCUAGGCAACCUGAGGCCCAGAUGGAGAUUAACAAGAAGAUCCCCCAGUGACUGCAAAUGUAGGAAGAUCGUAACACUCUGGAGUAAAGAAUCAAUGCCAGCAUGUCUGCCCACUACAGCAGUAACAGCUAUGAGAGAGACGCAGAUUACCCUGACUAUUCAAGGCCUCAGGACCCUAAGAAGGAGUAUUUGAAAACUCAGAAUUAUCGAGAUUUUCCAAAUUCUCUGAACAAUCCAGACUAUCCCAGCACCAGGAGCAAUGCACACUCCGUAGGCUCUAGAAUAAAUCUAGACUUUCCUGGGUCUCUAGCAGAACCAGAUUAUCCUAGAUCUCCAAGUACUCCCGAUUAUCCCCCCAUCAGGAAUAAUCCCUAUUCUGAGGAUUCCAGGACAGGUUCAGGCUAUCACAGAUCUCUGCCAGAGCCUGAUUAUAUUGAAUCACAGAGCAGUCUACACCACUUAGGCUCGGUCAGAGAGCCAAAGACUCAUGGAUUUCAAAGAAAUUCUGAUUUUGAAGAUUCCGGAAUCAGUGGGAACUAUGCAGGUGCCAGAACAAAGCUAGAUCGUUUUGGAUCCUUGGGAGAAGCAGACUAUCCUGGCGCUAAAGGCAACUCUAACCAUCCCGGCUCUAGAAGAAAUCUAGGUUAUGCUGGUCCAAGAGUCAGUCCAUACGCAGACUCUCUGGAACAGCCUGAUUAUCCUGGUGCUGAGAAUCAACACAACUCUUCCCACUCUUUUGGGGAACCAGACUAUCCUGGUGCUGUGAACCAUCAGAAUUCUCCAAAUGUUUGGGGAGAACCUGAUUAUCCAGGUGCUAAGGAUGGUCAUGGUGAUAGCUUUUCUGAGACCCAAAAAAUGACCAGGUGGGGUAAUGGGCCCUUGGGCAUCCUUGGAAGACAGCAUGAAGGUUACCCUGAAAGCGUUGAAAUGACAUCAGUGAAGGUGGCAAAUCCAUAUGGCCCCUCUCUACCAAGUGAUCCUAGAAAUGGCUAUGUGAACCCUGCUUUUGAGGGUGAAAAUAUCCCUCUUCAUGCUAACAGAAACCUACUGUUAUCUGAAUGUGACUGGCACGAGUCACCCCAAGGACAAAAGUUAAUCACAUCCCUGAUACCCAUGACAUCUAGAGACAGAAUUAAAACCAUCAGGAACCUGCCAAGGACCAUGGAAGAGAAAAGGAGGCUUAGAAACAUAGUUGACAAAGAGAAAAGUAAACAGCCCCAUCACACCCUCCACAGUUGCUGGGCUCAUUGUUUGGACUCCAUUUCUCUGGAUUAUCGGAGAUCCAAGAGCAGUCUUUCUGAGUUCUUCAGUUCCAUCAGCUUAUGGCAAAAGACACUCAAGGUCAUCGGAGGCAAGUUUGGAACCAGCGUCCUCUCCUAUUUCAACUUCCUGAAGUGGCUUUUGAAGUUCAACAUUUUCUCCUUCAUCGUGAACUUCAGCUUCAUCAUAAUCCCUCAGCUGACGUUGCCCGGAAGGAACACGCGCCCGUUCACCGGGCUGGAGAUCCUCACUGGGGCGGGAUCUUUUACAGAAACAGUGAUGUACUAUGGCUUUUACACCAAUUCUACGAUCAGGCAUGGGAGUAGCGGGCCAUCCUAUGACAUGCAGCUGGCCUAUAUCUUCACAAUUGGAGUGUCCCUGGUCAUCUGCUUCUUCAGUUUGCUUUACAGCAUGGCCAAGUAUUUCCGGAACAACUUCAUUAACCCCCACCUGUACUCCAGAGGAAUCGCUAAACUUAUCUUCUGCUGGGACUUCACUGUCACUCACGAAAAAGCUGUAAAGCUAAAGCAGAAGAACCUUAGCACGGAGAUUAGGGAGAACCUGUCUGAGAUCCUCCAGGAGAAUGUCAAGUUCACAUUCCGCCAGCAGCUGGCCCGCUUUUCCGCUCACAUAGCAGCCUGGCUAGUCUCAACUGGUGUGGCUAUUGCCUGCUGUGCAGCUGUAUAUUACCUGGCUGAGUACAACUCCGAGUUCCUGAAGACACACACGAACCCUGGGGCAGUGUUGUUAUUGCCUUUUGUGGUGUCCUGCAUCAACCUGAUUGUGCCACGCUUCUACUCCAUGUUUGGGCUGGUGGAGAGGUAUGAGAUGCCACGGCACGAAGUCUACAUCCUCCUGAUCCGAAAUGUCUUCCUAAAAAUGUCAAUCAUUGGAAUUCUCUGUUAUUAUUGGCUCAACACUGUGGCACUGUCUGAUGAAGAGUGCUGGGAAACCCUCAUUGGCCAGGAAAUCUACCGUCUCCUUCUGAUGGAUUUCGUGUUCUCUUUGGCUAAUUCCGUCCUGGGGGAAUUUUUGAGGAGGAUCAUUGGGAUGCGAUUCAUCAAAAGCCUUGUCCUGCAGGAGUUUGAUAUUGCUAGGAAUGUUCUAGAACUGAUCUACGCACAAACUCUGGUGUGGAUUGGGAUCUUCUUCUGCCCUCUGCUGCCCUUGAUCCAAAUGAUUUCUCUCUUCAUCAUGUUUUAUGUAAAAAAUAUCAGCCUGAGGAUGAACUUCCAGCCUUCCAACAAAGCCUGGCGGGCCUCCCAGAUGAUCACGGUCUUCAUCUUGCUGCUCUUCUUCCCAUCCUUCACCGGAGCGCUGAGCAUCCUGGCCAUCACCAUCUGGAGGUUGAAACCUUCAGCUACCUGUGGCCCCUUCCGAGGUCUGCCUUUCUUCAUUCAGUCCAUCUACCUUUGGAUUGACACCCUACACAGAAGGUCUGGGUACAUGUGGGUUGUCUGGAUCUAUCAGAACCUCAUCGGCAGUGUGCACUUCUUUUUCAUCCUUACCCUCAUUGUGUUAAUCAUCACCUAUCUUUACUGGCAGAUCACAGAGGGAAGGAAGGUUAUGAUCAGGCUGCUCCACGAACAGAUCAUUAAUGAGGGCAAAGAUAAGAUGUUCCUGAUAGAAAAGCUGACCAAGCUGCAGGAGAUGGAGAAGAUAGAAAACCCCAGGGCACUUAUUCUGGAAAGGAGACAGACAGAGCAACAAGGCCCUCUGCAUCUGAAGGAAGGUGAUGCUACUCCUGACCUGCGAUUUAGGCGAUCAGUUCAAGAAGAUCAUUUAAAGGCCUGAUGGCUGCUGCAGUAACCAGACACUAUCUGAAAGAAGAUAAAAAUGGGACAAAUUCUUCCAUGACACUUGGGCCUUUAGCAGCUUCUCAGAAGGAGCAUCCAAGCCUUUUAGCUGGGAGUGGAAAAUCCACGAUGUCAGUGUUUAAGUAAAAUUGGGCAUACUGUUUUCUUUCAAACUGAGCUUGCUGACUUUUCAAGAUAACAUACUUGAGAUUUUCCAGUAAAAAGACUGUUGAAAUAUUGAAAUCAGCCCAGAAAAUGUGAGAAGAUAUAAUCUGAGAAUGAAGUACUUCAAGAAAUGUGUACCUGAAUUAUUGGUGUUUAGCAAUCUCUCCUCCUAGACCUGACAAAGGUUUAGAAACUGGUGAGAUGAAAAGUGGUCCAGAAUGAAUAAAAACGAUCCUUAAUCAGGCACAUGAA